UGAGCAGAGGGGGAGGAGAGAGAGAGAGAGAGAGAGAGAGUUUCAGUUACUCAACUUAGCUCCGAGCAUGGAGAGUAGACGCCAGGCUGCGCUACAGGGCACCGUCUCAGCCCGACACUGAGAGAGGUCGGAAACUCCAGCCUUUGAUGUAAUCUCAACUCCUGCAACCUUUGAGGUGCAAGGAUGCCUCCGGCAGUGGGAGGACCACAGGGGCACGUUCCUCCGGAUGGUGGAUGGGGCUGGGCCGUGGUGCUUGGGUCCUUCAUCUCCAUUGGAUUCUCCUACGCUUUUCCCAAAGCCAUCACCGUUUACUUCAAAGAGAUCAAGGAUAUCUUCAGUUGCACUGACAGCCAGGUGUCAUGGAUCUCUUCCAUAAUGUUGGCAGUGAUGUACGCUGGAGGUCCUAUCAGCAGUAUCAUGGUGAACAGGUAUGGUAGUCGGCCCGUGGUGCUACUGGGUGGAUUGCUGGCCAGUUCAGGCAUGAUCAUCGCUUCAUUUUGCAAUAAUAUUGUGGAACUUUACUUCUGCAUUGGAGUGAUUGGGGGUCUCGGCCUUGCUUUCAACUUGCAGCCAGCACUGACCAUUAUUGGGAAAUACUUCUUCAAAAAACGGCCUCUGGCUAAUGGGAUCGCCAUGGCUGGCAGCCCAGUGAUCCUCAGCACACUGGCACCUCUCAACCAAUAUCUGCUCGACAACUACGGAUGGAAAGGGGGCUUCCUGAUUCUGGGAGGAAUCCUGCUGAACUGCUGUGUAGCUGGGGCUCUCAUGCGCCCCAUCAGCUUUCCAUCCACGCCUGCCAUAGUAUCGGAGAGCGUCAAGCAAGAGGAGGCAGUGAAUUCUAAGCUCCUGAAGAGUGAGCCAGAACCAAAACGUAGUGUCUUCCAAACCAUCAACAAAUACCUGGACCUGUCACUAUUCAAGCACAGGGGCUUCCUGGUCUACCUGUCCGGCAAUGUCAUCAUGUUCUUCGGACUCUUCGCUCCUCUGGUUUUCUUGUCUUCCUAUGCCAAAAAUAUGGGGAUUGGUGAAUAUAACGCAGCCUUCCUGCUCUCAAUCCUGGCCUUUGUGGACAUGUUUGCCCGGCCAUCCAUGGGACUCCUGGCCAACACCAAGUGGGUGAGACCAAAGAUCCAGUACUUUUUCUCUUUUGCCGUGCUGUUCAACGGCAUCUGUCACAUCAUGAUGCCAUUGGCGUCAGACUACACCGGCCUGGUGAUAUACACCAUCUUCUUUGGCUUUGCUUUUGGCAUGCUCAGCUCUGUCCUGUUCGAGACCUUGAUGGACAUGGUGGGAGCCGUGAGGUUCUCCAGUGCGGUGGGGUUGGUGACCAUUGUGGAGUGCUGCCCUGUGUUAUUGGGACCUCCACUUCUAGGGAUGUUGAAGGACUCAUACGAUGCCUUUCACUAUGUGUACAUCGCCUGUGGAGUGGUUUUGAUUGUCGCGAGCAUCUACCUGUUCAUUGGCAAUGCUGUGAAUUACUGGCUGUUGGAGAAGGAGAGACAAGAGGAAGAGGGGAAGUCGAAACAUGAAGCGACGAUCGAUCUGAACGAGACCAAUGCGGACACUUCAAAUACAAGCCCCAACGCCACAGACGGAGGCGGAGAUCAGGACACAGUUAUUUGAGGCUGGGAAGGACCUGUCCGUUUCUUUUACGACAUUUUAAUAUUUUUAGAUUCCUGCCAGCUUUGCUCUUCACUCUUUCACACCCAUGUUUCUGGAGAAAUGCAGUGAAUGAUUGCCGGCGCGUCAAGGUUGGGGAAUAUUUAUUGCGAGGGCAUAAUCACCUGUAAUGACUUUCUCCACCCCUCUCCACUUCCCCUCUCUCUAUAGUCAAACACUCAAAUCAUCCUCCGAUCCCAAUCCUCUGGCAUUGUACUCGAGCCUCGAGCCUAGAACUAAGCGGUGAUUUCCUGGACUCGAUCCAGAGCAAUGGCGAGACUCAACAACAAAAUUACCUCGGAAUUAAAAUAAUUGCAUUUUAAUUUUUUCCUUUGCACUCUUGUAUCGCACACUUAUGCCUGGGCGCUUAAAAGGUUUUGUUUUGAAACCUGUCCUAUUAAUAAUUGGCAACAUAAUCCGUUCUGUCUGGAUGGGUAAUGGGGAGGAAGUGGUGGAAUGACAGUGAUUAUGGCUGGCCUGUUGGUGGCUACUGGUGGAUUAUACAUCCCCAAGUCUAGCUAGCUCGUCCACUGUAUCCUGGGUGAUACUGUAGCCUGUAUCCUGGGAUCUGUUGGAUAGGACAACUGGAUGAUGGGGUAGGGAGCGUGGGUGAGCACAAAUAUUCAGCAAAUAGCUGUUUUGCAUUCCUUCCAUUCCAGCUCUACAUUGCUGAUCCAUACGCUAACUUUGUUACCUUGCACUUGUAUCCUUGUUUCACGCCUUGCCCAAGAGUUGUGGCUGUCCGGAAACAGGCCAAUCCCACGAACACUAACAUUUUGAGCUCGGCGACUCGCUGAAUUCCAAGCAUCUAUUGCAGCCUUUCCCCAAACGCCCGCUGUCUCCUGAGAACAGUCCCACCUCGUACGCACCUCUUACGUGGGUUCUUAGCGAUGGCUUCAGCCUGACCUUCCCUCACAUUGCUGAGAUUAUUCUCACGCCGUCACCCUGAUCGUCCGUUCUUCCCGCCCCGGGUCAGAAUGGGUCAAUGAUAAAACCAGCCAUAGUAGCAGGGACCCUCGCAGUAUUCAUCACUGAACCCUCAUGGCAAAUGCACCCCCCCCCCCCCCCCCCCCCCCCCCCGUAACUGCAAUCUCAGGCUAAUGGUCAUGAAUAAGGAAAAUGCUGAAAAUUGCAUUGAAAAAUGAGAAUUGUGCUUUAGCCACAUACACUACUAAAGAAGGAUGUUGGACACAGAGUUGAUUCAGAGUGCAACAGCAAAAUCGAGUUUCAACCAGACUGGGAUUGGAAUCUGUUAAGAAUCCUGCAGCUGGGUGGAGAGGGGAGCCAAGAGUCCCAGGUCGUGGACUGGAAUGUGAGUUGUAGAUAGUGUGGGGGGGGGGGAGGGAAUGGGGGAGGGCAUUAAUGGGAGUUCAUGCACUCACCUUAUCUUGUUAAGUAAUGACCCUGAACUUUAUAGUGUCGACUAUUCACUUAGUCAGAUCAUGGAGUCACAAGUAAGUGAACGCGGUUUGAAUGGAUAACGUUUCUGACCUUUGCUCGUGGAUUGUGAGAUAAUAUUCUCUGCUCUGGUUGGAUGGGUACUUGAAGCCCCAGGAUUGCUGAGUUGCUACUAGUCACGUGGAUUUAUAAAGAAACUAUGGAAAUGA
Messenger RNA from Amblyraja radiata (thorny skate), 3266 nucleotides. Its product is annotated as monocarboxylate transporter 1-like. The coding region runs from base 184 to 1623 and encodes 479 amino acids. Gene Ontology annotation, cellular component: basolateral plasma membrane. The record is from RefSeq and is a predicted model, not a curated record. Gene Ontology annotation, molecular function: lactate:proton symporter activity. Gene Ontology annotation, biological process: plasma membrane lactate transport. Lineage: Eukaryota; Metazoa; Chordata; Chondrichthyes; Rajiformes; Rajidae. The transcript has 5 exons.